This is a messenger RNA of Quercus robur (English oak), 989 nucleotides long. RefSeq names its product WUSCHEL-related homeobox 2. The transcript has 2 exons. Bases 1 to 741 code for a protein of 246 amino acids. The record is from RefSeq and is a predicted model, not a curated record. Gene Ontology annotation, molecular function: DNA binding; DNA-binding transcription factor activity. NCBI's taxonomy places the organism in Eukaryota, Viridiplantae, Streptophyta, Magnoliopsida, Fagales, Fagaceae. Gene Ontology annotation, biological process: plant organ development.
AUGGAGGGUGAUAAUAAUGUGGACAUGGGUGGUGCAAGUGGAGCUCCAGUGAGUUCAAGGUGGAAUCCAACAAAGGAGCAGAUAAGCAUGUUGGAGAGCUUGUAUAGGCAAGGGAUAAGGACCCCAAGUGCUGAGCAAAUACAACAGAUCACAAGCAGGUUAAGGGUUUAUGGUCACAUUGAGGGAAAGAAUGUUUUUUACUGGUUUCAGAAUCACAAGGCAAGGCAGAGGCAGAAACAGAAGCAAGAAAGCAUGGCUUAUAUCAAUCGCUAUUUUCAUACCACUCCGCCACUCUUCCCUCCUCCUUGCCCAAAUGUUCUCGGCGGCCCAUAUUACCUGCCACAUAACGAUGUAGGGUUCUAUCCACAAUACCAACAUUCCAAGGUGCUUUUACCAAGUGGUAUCAGGGGGAGACCAAGGACAGAAAAAUUGGAGAAGCCAAGAGCCUUGGAUGGCGCAGCAUAUAACUCAGCCCACCAGGGAUAUGGUAUGGCUACGCAUAUAGGAAACAUUACCUGGGAUAUCACCAACAAUUACAGCCACUAUGGUCAAGAAACAUUGCCUCUUUUUCCUUUGCAUCCAACAGGAAUUUUACAAGGAAAAACAGGAAAGUCAUCCAUUGGUUCAUCUGCUGAGAACUCCACUACUACUACUCCUAGCUCUUCUGAGAUUGAAGAAGGUUCUGGGAACCAACCCUUCUUUGAUUUUUUCUCUGGACAAGGUUCCUGUGAAAGUGACUGAAUAAAUGUUGUUUUCUGAAUUAUAGCACUAACAUGUAGCCAAGGUAAUAAUUGGGAUUUGAUGAAGUAGGUUAUGUUGCUGGGGUGUGAAUGUAGGUCUCCUUGGUAUUUGGUGAAAGAAAUGGCUGUAGUCAGGGUCACUUCUGAUGUAUAUGUUUUCAUGGUCGGAUGGCCCUGUUUUGUUUUUUUAACUUCUUUCUCUACUCGAUCGUUGCAUUAUGGAAGAAGCUUAUUUUUUUAGUCAAAUUU